Messenger RNA from Hypanus sabinus (Atlantic stingray), 4378 nucleotides. Its product is annotated as B-cadherin-like. The transcript has 16 exons. NCBI's taxonomy places the organism in Eukaryota, Metazoa, Chordata, Chondrichthyes, Myliobatiformes, Dasyatidae. The record is from RefSeq and is a predicted model, not a curated record. Bases 137 to 2743 code for a protein of 868 amino acids. Gene Ontology annotation, cellular component: catenin complex; cytoplasm; adherens junction. Gene Ontology annotation, biological process: homophilic cell-cell adhesion; multicellular organism development; calcium-dependent cell-cell adhesion. Gene Ontology annotation, molecular function: cadherin binding; calcium ion binding.
CCGAAUGUUUAUCAGAAGAGGAAGUCUGGGUUAAGCAGCAGCGGGGCGAGGAACAGAGCAGCGAAAGCGGAGAGAGACACGCAAAUAAAACAGAGAUCGGGCACAACACGGAUCCGUGGACAAUCUCUGGGCUCCGAUGAGUAAUUUCAUCUUCUCCUGCCUGGGAAUCUUCGCCUUCCUGCUGCAGGUUUGCGGUGGCGAAGGUUCACAACGAUGCGAGGGGUUCGGUAAAGACUCCUACGUGUUCGAGGUGGCGUCUCUGGCGGUGGGUCAAGUACUUGGCAGAGUUCACUUCAAUUGCAGUGAACAGAAUGGCCUGGAAUUCCAAACAGAUAAUCCCUCUUUCGACGUGGAAUCUGAUGGAAGGGUUCUUGUUAGUGACAUUCCACCAACAAACCAAACCAGCUUUACCAUCGUUGCAUUUAACAAGGCAGAAGAUACAUGGAAAACAGCUGUUACUGUCCUAAUAAAUGGUGUAAAGGUGCAAGGUUCUGCAGGGGACAAGUCAGAUGUGCCAGUGUUCAUGUUCCCUUCACGGUUUUCUCAUUCUGCGUUGAGACGAAGGAAGCGAGAUUGGGUGAUUCCAGUUACCAAGCAUCCAGAAAAUCAGAGAGGCCCUUUCCCAAAGGAUCUUGUACAGAUCAAGUCCGAUCGGCAAAGAGAAACGAAAGUAUAUUACUCUAUAAAAGGCCCAGGAGCUGAUCAGCCACCUAUCGGUGUUUUUACUAUAAACAAAAACGACGGUAAAAUUGUUGUGCAUAAACCUUUAGACAGAGAAGAAAGAGACAAAUACAGGCUGACAGCUCAUGCACUUGAUGAAAAUGGGGUUGAGGUUGAAGAAGCAGUGGAAGUUGUCAUCGAAGUCAUUGAUAUGAAUGAUAAUAGGCCACAAUUUAUUCUUCCAACUUUCUAUGGCAAGGUGGUAGAAGGAGCUAGACCAGGUACGGCAUUCAUGAAUGUGACAGCCACAGAUGCAGAUGAGGAAGAUAAUGCUAAUUCUAUAAUCAAAUACUCCAUUGAGAGUCAAAAUCCAGUCACUCCUGAUUCACAGAUGUUUACAAUCAGUUCAACAAGUGGACUGAUCAGUGUGCUGCGUCCAGGUCUGGACCGGGAGACAGUGGAUAAAUACACACUUAUUGUUCGGGCAGCAGAUAUGGAAGGUGAAGGAAUGUUGACCAGUGCCACAGUAAUAAUCACAGUCGUCGACGCAAAUGAUAAUGCCCCACAAUUUGAGACUCCAUCGGUUACUGUCGAAGCUCCUGAAAAUGAAGUGGAUUAUGAUGUGUCGAGACACAGUGUAACUGAUGCUGACCUGAUUUACACACCGGCCUGGAAAGCGAAUUUCAGUAUAACCUUUGGAAAUGAGAGAAAACAGUUUACAAUUUUUACUGACCCACAGAAUAAUGGAGUCCUUAGAAUUGUGAAGCCUUUGGAUUUUGAGAAGAACAAACAACAUGUGGUGAUAAUUGAAGUAAAGAAUGAGAUACCAUUUGUCGAUACCAUGCCACUGUCUUCAGCUACAGUAACCAUCAACGUGCUUGAUGUCAACGAAGCUCCAAUAUUUCAUCCAGAAACCAAGAAAGAGAAGCAGCCUGAGAAUCUACCAGUUGGGAGUACAGUAACUACAUGUAAGGCAAAGGACCCUGACACUGCUCAGGAGCAAACUGUCAGCUACCGGAUGGGAAGUGACCCAGCACACUGGUUUGAAAUUGAGCCGGAGACUGGCAUCGUUAAACUCAUCAACCCUAUGGAUAGAGAGUCAGAAUUUGUUAAAGACAGCAUUUAUACUGCAAUGGUCCUUGCUUCUGAUAAUGGGAGUCCACCUGCCACUGGUACUGGGACCAUUCUUCUGCAGCUUGAAGAUAUCAAUGAUAAUCCGCCCAUUGCUACUUCACUUUUGAAACGUGUGUGCAAUGAAGAUCCUGUCCCUGUGAAUGUGACCAUUGUAGACAAAGACAUCCCACCCAACACUUCUCCUUUUGUGGUUACACUGGUUCAUGGAGCGAAUAGAAACUGGACAAUUGAAUCAACAGAGAAUCCUCACGUGAAGCUGUUGAAGCUGAGGAAUAAAAUUGAACCUAAUACGUAUGAGGUCCCUCUCAGAAUAACAGAUAGUGGGACACCACAACUCAGUCAGGUUACAGGAUUGCAAGUGGAAGUGUGCGACUGUGAUAAUGGUGCUUGUAGCCAGAGGAUUGCUGGUGCCGCCUUUGGCUUCCCUGGCAUUUUGGCUAUUCUGGGUGCUAUCUUGGCUUUGCUGAUUUUGGUCCUCCUGCUCCUACUUUUCAUAAGAAAGAAGCGAAGUGUCAAAAAGGAGCCAUUAUUGCCUGAAGAGGACAUUCGGGAUAAUGUUUACCAUUAUGAUGAAGAGGGUGGUGGUGAAGAAGACCAGGAUUAUGAUCUCAGUCAACUGCACCGGGGCCUGGAUGCCAGACCUGAAGUUGUACGUAAUGAUGUGGCUCCUGUACUCUUAGCACCACAAUAUCGACCACGCCCUGCAAACCCAGAUGAGAUCGGCAACUUUAUCGAUGAGAACCUGAAGACUGCUGACAAUGAUCCCACUGCUCCCCCCUAUGACUCCCUCUUGGUGUUUGAUUAUGAAGGUGGUGGUUCAGAGGCAGAAUCUUUAAGUUCAGUGAAUUCAUCCAACAACUCUGAUGCAGACCAGGACUACAACCACUUGAACGAUUGGGGCCCACGCUUCCGGAAACUUGCUGAAAUGUACGGCGAUGGCGAGGACUGAGGAGUUGACAAUAAACAGAUUUUAGAGACUUGUGUUUUUAACCACCUAAUGAUUGAAAAUGUGAGUGACAAACUGAGUGUAUGGCAGUAUUAGGUGACAAGUUGAAUUGAAAUUACAUUCCAGUUGAUCCGGCAUUUGAACUUGAAGUUACUAAAUCGUUUGGAUGAAAAACAAGGUUUUCCUGAGCUAAUUGCAAUAAAUCAUUGCUCAGAGCUUUAUUUUCAUUUAUCCAUGACUUGCCUUUUCAAUUUUCCAAAGUUUAAUUGAGCCAAAGUUUAUUUAGUUUUAUAUUUUUUCUUACUAGGCUCUUGUUGCAAUAUUCUACUACUCAAGUAACCGUUGCCUGUAGCCCUUGAGUAAAAUUGGGAAUGUUAGUGAAGUUAAGGUUUAAGUAUGCAAUGUUUUAUAAGGUAGUAUUGCUUUUGAAUAAUUGAAAAUUUCAGAGUUUAAUAUGUAAUGCUUUUAAAGGCAUUAAAGUAAUCAAAAUUCUCACAGCUACUAGCCAAAAAUUGCUUUACAUUGACAAUGUACCAAUUCUCAGGAAAUACUUAUUUGGGAGCUCUUAUGGAAAAUCCAAUUUAAAAAAUAGGAUUAUCUCCCUGUCUAUGUACUACUGACUGAGCAAAUAAAAUAUUUUUGUUAUUUGCUAUAUGCUUGAAACUUGGUUUUAUGAUUGGCAGAUAUAUUUUAAAUACAUAACAGGAUCCUUGCAUCUCAUGAAAUUAACUGUUAUAUAAAUUUAUAUUGAUUGUAAAUCAUUGCAGUGGUUAUGGUUUUUUUGUAGCAUGUUCUGAAUUUGUCACUGAAAAUGACUUUGUCAGAGAACCUAAAGUGGGGAUUUCUGAAUCCACUUACAUCUUUGUUCCACUGUAAUAUAAUGGUGGAGGUAAAAAGAAAAUCAGUAGAAUUGGAUAACGGUCUGUGGACAAAGUUUUCUAAAACUAGAAAUUAAUUCAUGAUGUUGUCAAUCACAAUACGUAUAUCAUCUUUCACGACCCUUCUCAUUCCAUCCCACACAUCCCAAAAUGCCAGGAAUUCACACCUGAAUUGUUCAAUACAUGCAAAGAGUUGGUAAGGAAAAUAAAUAGACUUGCAUCAUAACAGAAAUACAAACAUUUGACACUUUCUGUGCUCCUUUCAUUUCUCCAUUUCUCUUCCACUCACAUGUCUGGGUAAUCUGGAUUUGGGCUCAUGUACCUGUAGUUGUCACUGUGUGUGAAAUGUGGUGUCUGGUUGACAACAUUCAUGAAAGAGCUUAAUAUCAUAGUUUAGCACUGUCUUAAGUUACAAAAGGCUUUUCCCUACUGCAACAUUUUAUAAUUGCUAACUUGUCUUUAGUUGAACAGAAAAUGUUUGAUUUCAUUUGAAAUGCAGACAUUUAAAUUAUAUUGAAUGAAGGCUAGUUGCACUUUCCUGGUGAUGGGGUUGUGUCAGUAAUGGCAGUCUAUGUUUCCAUUUUUAAAAUUUGAUAACCAAUGCAGUGCCUAUUUUUAUGCAUUUCAAGUUGCCUGUAAAUUAUCUAAUUCUGAUUUUUUUAUAUUAGUUUCAUAUUUGGCUGUUGAAAUUUAAUUGAGCUUUCACUGUUUAAAUGUAUGUGCUUUAAUAAAUGUUUUUAGCAAUAAUGUUUGUCCCUGA